Molecule: messenger RNA, 5111 nt
Organism: Solanum lycopersicum (tomato)
Lineage: Eukaryota; Viridiplantae; Streptophyta; Magnoliopsida; Solanales; Solanaceae
Source: RefSeq, a predicted model, not a curated record
UCUUUCUAUUGAUUUUCUCCUCCUAUAUGUUCUUUUUUUUCUUUGUAUAACAUUAUACCUAAUUCGAACAAAUUUGUGAUUGAGGUGUAAUUGAUUGAUGAAUUUUUCUGUCCUUUUACUAAUUUUGGGUCAAUGAUAAAUACUAAGAUUAAUAAAGUUUAUUUUUCUGUGGAUUUGCUGAGUGUAUUGGAAGGACCCUUGGUGUAAUUGGUAAAGUUGCCUCCAUGUGACCUGGAGGUCAUGCCGUCAUGGGUUCAAACUGUAGAAACAACCUCUUGCAAAAAUGUUGGGUAAGAGUGCAUACAAUAGAUCUUUGUGGUCCAGCCCUUUCACGAACCCCGUGCAUAGCGGAUGCUUAGUGAACCUGGCUGCCCUUCUAUUAUUUGCUGAGUUUGUCCAUGUCUUCUCUUGGUACUUUUAGUACACAGAAUAUGGAAUUGUUGGGAUCGUUAACUUUAAGUUUUGCUUAUGGUGUAGAAGACUUCAAGUUCUAUCUUUUCCUCAGUAUCAUUUUGAUGGAGUUAACUGGUAUUGUCUAGUAACAAUAGUAGUAUCAUUACAAAGAUAAAUACUGUUGAAAACGCACUUCAUAUCAGUUUGAGAGCUGAAUGUGUAGCCUCCAAGACCAAUGAAUUGGCGUACUGUCAAGAACUAUAUUAGCUAGAGUUAUCACCUCAUACCCGGAGAAUCAAAUAUGUAAUGGUAAUCCCUUGAGAACAAUAAUUCAUACAAGUGUGCUUACUGAAAGUAUUAUACCUAAUAUUUUGUAAUAAAAUCAUUUGAGGCCUGCUUUUAGUUCAAAAUUUAUGCCAUAUUAUAACUUGUCUAACCAAAACUUACUAUAAAGCUUCCACUUGAAAAUAAUUUACCCAAAGAAUGGUUAUUGGGUUUUAAGGACAGUAGUAUGAACAUACAUAUCUCUGCUUUCUAUCAAUUAGUACAUCUGUGGGUGGAGAGACUUAUUGAAAUGUCUUGGAUGCGUGCAAUUGCUAGUUUGCUACUGUAAAAUCAAUAAAUAGAACACCGAUGAUCUUUAUCAAAAAAUCUGUGGUGAUUAUGCUUGUAUGAGGAUCUUGGAGUACUUUGGAAAGUAUAAUUAGGAAAACUAAUGCUGGGCUUUGGGUUUGGACUUAAGGAAUAAGUUGUUUAACCCUCCUAUGACUCAAAACUUGAGGAAACAAAUAUGGCUAAUUGUUUACAAAUGUACCCCCAUGGUAAAUAACCACUUUACUUUUUUACUUUGAAUUCAGUAAGUCACUUAACUUGCACUCUUCUUAGCAUUAUAUGCUUAGCCUUGAGGCAUAUGAACCUUUAGGCCAUCGUUGUGUAUUUUGCUGAGAAUUGUGUUUUCUUCUAAUCUUGCCUGUUUCAAGUAUAAGCUGAAUUACAAGACACUUUUUUGGUUUAAAUUAGAUAACCAUGCCAAUUCUCUGAAGUGAUGAAGCAUUUCCUGUUUAUUAAUUAUGUUGCUAUAGAAUGAAUGCUACUAUAAUCAAGAAAAUUCAUGAACCAUAUUAAAUGGAUCAAAGAUUUCAUUUUAAGUACACAAUGUUGAUACUGAUUUGCCUGUUAUUUGACAUUUGGAAGCUGCUAUGCUGCUCUUUUGGGAAGUUCUCCAAUAUCUACUCUAAUUUAGUCCCUAAUGGUAGAGGUGAAGUUGGACAAUGAUAGUAUGUACAAUUUGUCCGCUGAGUAUUUGAGAAUAUCUAGCCCAGCUGUUGAUAGUACAAUUAGAUCAGUUGGUGGUGGGAAGGUCAUAUAUGGGAGGCGACACACGGGGAUCGCUUCUUCUGAACCUAUUGGAAUUAUGGAGUUAGGUAAUUGUUCGAUGACUUGCAUAAGACUGGCAUUUUCAUGUGGGGCUACCUCUACCUCUCACGAGAGAUUACAUCAAAAGUCUAAAGAAACAUGACUUAGCCGGAUCCUCCCAGAAGAAAGUGAUUUUUAAAAACACCAUGAAUAUGCAAAUUGUACAUUGAUAAAACACAGUAUUUAUGGUUAGAAGACAAUCUUCGCACGUGCACAAAGUGGCAGGACAGAAACUAGCCCCUAACGUAGCAUACGUGCACUCGAAUUUGUGGCAUUUUAUAAGCUAUGCAUAUUUGAUGUAUCCAAUGAAACUACAACGCCCAAAAGCAGAAUUCCAGUUGAAACGAAAGAUACAAUGGAAGUUGCAUAUGACAUACAGUGCUUCCAAGUCCAUUCCCAGUUGGAGUGUUAAAAUAUCCAUUCCAUUGCAUGAAGUUACGCAACUUUUCAAUCUCUGGUUUGUUUGCUGUUACUGUAGUAGUUGCAAGAAUUGAUGCAAAUGGGCAGGUUAAGCAACUCUGGACUGCUGAAACAGCAUGAGAUACGAAUGGACAUGGUUUUGUGAUGCCCCGUUGAAGAUGAGGCAUGUAGAUGUUACGAAACUAUUUCUAAUGAUGCAGACAUCGACCAACAUAUUGCUGAUCAGUCACUGCACUGUUUAGAUUUUUGCAAGUACAAAAUUAGAAUGUCGUUAGCAUGUGAAAAAAUAGCAGUUGAACUAUAGUAGUUGCUAAUAAUAGCAUUUUUUUUUGGGUCCAGCCAUUUGAUAUAGCUCUUUCAGUUUUGGUAGAUUUCAGAUGCUUUCCUAUGCAAAAGCUGUUGCUAUUCUUUUUCACUUGAAAAUAUGACAUUAUAACAGCUGGUGGUUCAGCCAGUUGCAUUUGUUUGUUGCAAAUCACAUGACAUUUGAGAAACAAAAAGGCAUAACCUUACGUUUUCUUCUGCUUGCUGUGCAAUAUGAGCUCCACAUAGAAGAAGCGCAGUACUUUAAUAUGAUGAUCACAAAUCUACCUAAACACACACAAAACGUCAUCUUACUCGUAAUGUAUUUGGAUUAUUUGCAAACUAUAUACAUUUGUUACAAUGUAACAUCCAUGAGCGAAAACAACAUAAUAUCAAAAUCAUCUGCCACUUGAAAUUUUCCAAAACAAUUUAAACUUUUGAAGUAUGAACGAUAAGGCCCCACCUUCUACUGAAAAAGACCUAAACUUUCUGUCUUGGUCAAGUAAGCAGAAUUAACUUUUUUCCUUUUUGCCUCAGCAAGCAGGGGAGGGGGCCUACACCUUUAAACAACGUUUCUCUUUUACACUUUUUUCCAUUUGAAUUUCAAAUUUAAAUGCCCAGAGAUCCAUAAAAAGUUUGUGUGUAUGUGUGAGAGAGAAAAUUUACAUGCUAUAAUUAUUAAGGGAGAGAAAACAACAACAACAGAACAGUAAUCCUAGUAAUAUUUUCUAGUAACAUUCUUUAGUACUGUUUCAGGUUCCUCAGUUUGUUUUGUUGUUUGUCCUGUAAUGGGAGAUUCAGCUUGUCUUAUGCAUGCCUUCUCUUAUGCUUCUGCAUUACCACCUAAUGAAGCUAAGCAGGGCAACCACAUGCAUGCUCUAGGGGAGUCUAUUUCUUUUGGGAGAUUUACGACGGAGUCGUUGGCAUGGGAUAAAUGGUCUGCAUUCCCUCACAAGCGUUAUGUUGAGGAAGCAGAGAGGUAUGCUCAACCAGGUUCUGUUGCUCAGAAAAAAGCUUUCUUUGAAGCUCAUUACAAGAAAAUUGCUGCCCAAAAGGCUGCAGCUUUGCUUGAACAAGAAAAUACCCAACAAGAUACUCUAGCAGUGGAUCCCAAUGUAAAUAGUUCCAUGGAAGGAGUUGCUGAUGUGAAGGAGAAAGAAAAUGUCGCGCCUUUAGCGCGUGUAGGUUCAUUGAAACAACCUCAAGAAACAUUUUCAGGAUCAGAGCUUAGUGAAACAUCUUAUACAGAGAAACCUUUGCUGAAGCAGAGUUCCAGUUCUAAGCAAGACGAUGACGUUACAUCUGCAAUGAGCAAGAAAAAAACAGCUCUCUCUUCAUUUAAAUCAUCAGUUCACUCUAUAAAGUCUAAAAUUCCACCUUCACCAGCUAGGCAUAACAUGUCUCGUCUUGUCAAUAAAGAAAACAAUUUCACUCCAAUCACAAAGAAUCCCACAUCAGCGUUGGCAAAUGAAAAGAAAUCAACCUCGAAAUCUUUGAGCAGAUUGAUUAAUUUCACUCCUGCCAAAGAGACAGAUAAGGUGCCUCCUCCUCCCCCUCCCACAUUCAAGAAGGAAAGCUCAAAGCUCGUUUCCAAUGCCGCGAAGAAGUGUAUAACUCCUCUCAAGACUCCUGCGGAAACUUCUGAUGGUGCAGUCAAACAUCUCAUGACAACCCCAUCUUCUGAAAAUAGAAGGAUGGAAACACCAAUUCAUCCAUCAGCCUCAGGAAGUCAAACAACUGGUCCUAAAUGGAAUAUAUUGUCAUCUGUUUGUUCCAAGUCUUUAACAGCCUGCCGUAACAAACUACAAUCUCCCUCUUUAUCGACUCCUUUUCUACUGAGGACAGAAGAAAGAGCUGCAAGAAGGAAACAAAAACUUGAGGAGAAAUUCAAUGCAAAGGAGGUACAGAAAGUUCAGCUACAAACAAAAAUAAAGGAGAAAGCUGAAAUGGAGCUUAGGAAACUUCGACAAAGCUUUUGUUUCAGAGCUCGUCCCCUGCCUAAGUUCUACAAGGAAAGAGAAACAGCAAGAAAUCACACAAAAAAGACCCCGGUUAAACGUCCUCAGUCACCAAAACUUGGAAGAAAUCCCAGCAACAGCACAAUGCAAGACUUGGCGUCACAUCCAACCUCUACAUAUUCAGCCAAGAAUUCUUCUUACAAGUAUUCAGGAAAGAAGAACUGCCCAAAACCGAUAAAUUCUCAUACAUCAUCAACAGUAAUGUCUCGUGAUCAGAACGCAUCCCCAAAUAUACAACAUCAAUUUGGAGUCUCCCCCAACUGAAUGUUCAUAGAUCUAUAAUGUCUCUCAUUAGAUUAAUAACAUAGCUUUAACUUGUGUUAAAGCUAUGUAUACGCAAGGAAUUCCUACUUCCCGUUACAUGUUUUAUGAAGAGUUGAACCCUGUAGUCCAGUCUAAGUGUUCGAGUGUGAGCAUUGUUCCAUAUCGUAUCUGCCUUUGUACAUCAUAAGUAAAACUUUACAAAGUUUCAGGGUGACAUUCAAACCAGAUCAAUUUCAAAAUUAUAUUGCAGUAAGUAGUCUUUGCAAUUUGAAAUCGAAAAACUGCAGUUUUUUCUCA